Messenger RNA from Symbiodinium sp. CCMP2456, 495 nucleotides. Lineage: Eukaryota; Dinophyceae; Suessiales; Symbiodiniaceae. The record is from the annotation of a GenBank genome assembly.
AUGUUUGCCUCUAGGAUUGCUCGAUCCACCAAGAUGAUGGUGGGCAUCAGCAUCAAGGAUAUCAGUGGUGCCAAACAGGCCAUGCGUAAGGCCAUCGAUAUCGCGCAGCCUGGUGACAAGAUCGUGGCGCUGAACAUCCCCAAGCUCGUCCCUGAGAUGAUGUUGUCUUCCAUGAACGACCCCGGGGAUGCCACGGAGGAGACCUUCGCGGCACUUGCGAAUCUGCCUUCCAGGGCAGGCACGAACAUGCAGGCACAGAUCAAGGAAGCAGCGGAAGAAGAGAUGCAGAAACUUGGGAAGGAGAUUUCCGUUGACUACAAGGUGACACAGCCUUCUGGUGAUGUGAAAGCAGGAAUCCUGGCAGCCUGCAAGGCUGAGGGUGCUUCGAUGCUGUUCCUGGGUCCCGGUGUGGGCGGCAACGGCAGCAUUCCUCCGUUCUGCGUGGCUCAAGCGAAGGGCCUCACCGUUUGCAUAGUUCGUGAUCACUUGGAGUGA